Molecule: messenger RNA, 3783 nt
Organism: Ostreococcus tauri
Lineage: Eukaryota; Viridiplantae; Chlorophyta; Mamiellophyceae; Mamiellales; Bathycoccaceae
Source: the annotation of a RefSeq genome assembly
AUGACUCAGGAAAAUAACAACUCAACGAACUUAAAAACAGUUAUCAUUCCUUUUCACGAAUUUAUUGCUAAUGAAUUAGGAAACAACUGUAUUAAACCCAAUGAUGAAAUUCUCACAGUUUUAUUAAAACGGGAAGAAUGGGAAGGUCAUGAGGAUGGUGGAGAAACGCCAACAGAAUUAUCGGACCGUGUAAAAAAUUGGCAACCCUACGAUGCCAGAAAAGAUCGUCAACAACUUACAAGAGUGGAACAAAUUCAGUAUCAACUCAAAUACGGCGUAAAAAGUCUUCAAUUAAUUCUCGGUCAAGCAUUCUACCGUAUUUCAUUAGUCAAUGCUAUUAUGCAUCGUCAAUAUGAGCAAGGGGUUAAAGUAACAAGUCGUGGGCGUGCCAAAAAUAUUCUAGGCGUAGUAAAAUGGAACGCUACAUAUUGGCCACAAUAUUUAAAAUAUUAUGGAUUCUCUGGGAUUUUAAAUUACUGUCUUACAGUUUUAGAUUACCGACGUGUAUUCCAACUGAGUGUUUUUACUAUCGCAAUGGGUGCUGGGAUUAUGCGAUUUGGAUUAGCUCAGAAAUUAACAAAAACUCAACCCACGUAUGUUAUUUCAGCUGAAAAAUUCAGCGUACAACCAAAAUCCAAAAGCGAACAAAAUUUAUUAAUGGAAAAAGUUUUUGGAAAAAAACUGCCAAAAGCACUUGAGAACCCGAUUGUCUUAUACGUCGAGCCACUAGGAUUAACCAAUAUUCAACUCCGUGACGAGGGAACAAAAGAGAUUACAAAUUACCCAUUUAUUGGACUGACACCGGAAACACUUACAACUCAUCGUUCUGCACGACCAAUGGUACCUACAUACGAAGGCCUCGAAAAGUUUGACGCAGAUUAUUUAAAAGCAAUUCGUGCAGCAUCAUACCUUAUUGAUCAAGAGACGUUAAAAAAUGUCAUCGACACUGGUACAGUUUCCAAAAACUCAAUUCAUUCCCCAAACUUUUUCGAGAAAGUUGAUUUGAAUUUUUUCGAAUAUGAAGAAUUUGAUGAGAAAACGGAUAAUAAUCAAUCUUCGGUGCAAGAAUUAAGUCAAUUUUUCAAUCCCAAAAUGAUUCGAACUCUCUCAACCGAGGGAAUUUCACUUGGAACACAACCAGAUUGGAAAAUGGCUGGACCAAAACUUCAAACAAACACUCUUGCAGUAAAUGACGUCUACCCCUUAAUUGACAAAUAUUGGUCAGAAUCAAAAGCCGACCAAAUCCACAAAACAAGUGCGGAUUUUCAACUUGAAAAUUCAGUUGGAAAAUUGACCUCAGCUGCUUAUAGAACAGAAUCAGAAUUUGAUUUUAACGAUUUAGAAGAUUUUGAUGGACUAGAAGUUGAUGAAUGGGAUGAUUUUUAUUUUGAUCGUAAAUCAUUUCGUGCCAAAACAGCUGAGAGAGAAAAUGAGAAAUUCAAUGAAUUUUUAAUGCAAACGUCAAUGGAUGAACUUGGCCUAUAUAAAAAUGGAUUUCCAUCUCUCGAACUUAAGCGUAUUAAUGAAAAUUUAACAAAAGAGCAGUUCAAAGAUUUAGAAUUAAUUGGAGGACUUUUACCAAGCAUCUUUACUUGGUAUGCAUUCUAUACUCUUUAUCAAUUCCGACUUAACUACAUUUAUAAUGUUCGUAAAAAACCGGAACCAAUCUUAUAUACUCGUCUUGAUCACUUUGGGCGUCUUCAAAACAAGGUUAAAUUGAACGAAGUAGUCGGAAUUGACGGUGGUGGCGAAGCUUUUGAUAAACUUUUCUCCGCACUUCAACGAGCACGUGGAAUGGGCCUUUAUCUGCCGACAGUAUUACUGACAAUUUGGGAAUCGAGUUUAAGCCCUUUAAUUCCUGGAGAACUUGAUAAUUGGUUACUUACUCAACGUAAUAAAGUCCGUAUGAAUUUUAUAAAGCAUACUACCUCCAAAGUUGACUUUUUAAUGCCUGAAGUCACACUUGCACAAAAAAUGCUGUCUGAUCCAGAUAAAACGAGUGGGUAUGAAUCACGCUUUCAUUUCUUGACUCAUGCAGUUGAUAGUGCAAUUAAUAAAAUGGAUGCGUUCGAAAAAUCGAAUUCCAAAAUGCUUUCUAAUUUGGAAUUAACACUCCAAGAGAGCAAAACAAAAAUGUCAAAGAUUAGACAUUUACAGGGGCUCCUUCCGAUCAUGAAGGUAAAAGAACUUUUUAAAGUAACUUUGAAACUGCUUCAACUUAUUGAAAAUGAAUUAUCACAUAGCCCAGUAAUUUCGGCAUUAAAACCCGGUAGAUAUGGACUUAAUACGUUACCAAAAGGAAUGUUACUAGUAGGAGACCCAGGGAACGGCCGUAGCUUCUUAGCCCGUGCCAUUGCUAGUGAAAGCCGUUUACCAGUUUUUAAAACUGAAAGUACCCGUUUUCUUGAUGUAAAAUUUGGAGUAAUGCGUUUAAUGUCAUUAUUUCGCCGUGUACGUGAUCAAGCGCCUGGAAUUUUAUUUAUUCGUGACAUUGAUCUGAUCACUAUUGAUCGUGAACGUACAAAUAGCCCAGAAUUGAUUCAAUUAACAACUCAAUUUUUAAUUUGUUUCGAUGGCUACUAUAUCGGUUCAGAAGCCCGACCAACCCAACGUAAAAUCUUUACUCUCGGUUCAGUCUCGGAUAUUACACGUAUGGACCCUGCAUGUUUGCGUUCGGGCCGAUUCGAGUGGGUAGUGAAUUUACGUAAACCAAUUUUAGGCGAGCGUAAAUUUCUAUUAUUACAAAAAGCGUCACAAAGUCCAGUACAAAUUGAUGCAACUAUUGCUUGGAAUUAUUUUGGAUUAAUGAGUGAAGGUUUUACAAAUGCAGAAGUAGUCUCAAUUGUUAAUAAUUCAACAUUACAAGCAAUCCGUAAAAAUGAAUUUGUGCACACAAAUGAAUCCUUAAAUGAAGGGUUAAACAGUAUUUUCCAACUUCGUUGGAACCAAACAGUGUCAAAAGCUGCGGACGAAGGUUUCUUUAAUGAACUUCAUUUAAGUGAAGUAAUCAACUCAAAUAAAUUAACAGUUGAUUAUACAAUGAAUGAAAAAGAACGACCUUUUAAAACAAAAUGCAUGCAUUUAUUAACAACGGUAAAAAAUUGGUCACCAAAGAACAAUCCAACGGAAAUCAGUAGUCUUAGAAUGCAAAACAUUGGGAUGAGUAUUCAAACACAGCCAGUUGACUAUUCACAAGAAUUAAUUGUGGAAUUACUCGAUUUUAUGGCUGAAGGUGCAUUUAUUCGCCAAUUACGUCGUUGUAGUCCAGCAAAUACGUUUGUCACACAAACUUCAUAUUCUGGGCAACUCGGAGAGCGACUUAAUAAAACAUUUUUAAAAGGGUGCUUAAACUACCGAAUGGAAAAUACACUUGCACUCAUUGAAAACCCUACUCAAGGGCUUAAAACAUUAUCCGGAACAAUUAGUUGGGAAGCUUUAAACAAAACUGCUUUAAAGGAUUUACAACAACGUACUGCACUCUUUACCAGUUGGUAUAAGAGUCGAAUGUUCUGCCAACUUAAACCAGACCAACGUAGUUUAACGAAUCGUUACGGGUAUAAUCCAAAUUAUCAGCAAACUGGGUCAAGUUCCAUGAACCGAUUUAAAGAUCGUAUUAAAGCCCGAUUACGCGAAUCUACUCACCAAGCACACCCGCUUUAUGCAAUGUCUGGUUCAAUCCGUGGAACCUUUGGAAGCCGUGGGUAUGAAACACGACUUCAACGUCCGCUGACUGGUCCUGUAACACAAAUGAGUCAGGAAUUUUUAAAUAUUCAGUUUAAGUAA